CACCUUCACCUCAAGCACGCUCAGUAGACUGUGGAAGGCAGUAGUAGUCACAGCACGGUCCAUAGCAAGGAUUGCAAGAUGUUCAAACAAGUCGUAGCAGUGGUGCUGUUGUUCGCAGCAGUUGCUCAAGGAUUGGAAAUUAUUCAAUGCUCCAAUAAUCGGCCCACGCCCCAGGAAGUGACCGUGCCGGGAUGCACCAGCCUGCCCUGCCAGGUCCCGAAUCAGUCGGACUUUAACUUUAGCGUGCGCUUCGCACCGACCUUCCCAACCAACACACUGACGGUGGAUGUGCGUGCAUCGCUGUUGGGUCUGUUCCUGCCCUACGAGGUGCCGGAUCAUCUGCGCAAUGGCUGCAACAACAUUAACACUUCCUGUCCGCUGACGGCUGGGCAAUCCGUAACGCUGACCGGUACGGCACCGGUCGAGGCGCCACUCACGGGCGUCACUGUUACGAUGGAGUUCGAAAUAACGGGCGAUGGUGGCCAGGUGGCCGUUUGUUUUGCCGCCACCGUGACGCUGCUGUAAUGCGGGUGCAAGGCGUUACAAAGGUUACACAAGGAUAAUAAAGCAGAUGUUAUAUCGCAUCAUA
Messenger RNA from Anopheles merus, 589 nucleotides. RefSeq lists its product as uncharacterized. Bases 79 to 525 code for a protein of 148 amino acids. The record is from RefSeq and is a predicted model, not a curated record. NCBI's taxonomy places the organism in Eukaryota, Metazoa, Arthropoda, Insecta, Diptera, Culicidae. Gene Ontology annotation, molecular function: sterol binding. The transcript has 2 exons. Gene Ontology annotation, biological process: intracellular cholesterol transport.